Messenger RNA from Neoarthrinium moseri, 1956 nucleotides. RefSeq lists its product as uncharacterized. NCBI's taxonomy places the organism in Eukaryota, Fungi, Ascomycota, Sordariomycetes, Amphisphaeriales, Apiosporaceae. The transcript has a single exon. The record is from RefSeq and is a predicted model, not a curated record. The coding region runs from base 1 to 1956 and encodes 651 amino acids.
AUGUCUGCUGUCACCAAACAGAGAGAAGCAGCGAAACAACUUUACCGUAGAAUAAGCCCUUGGCAAACUCGUAUUUUGCGGCUUGAACCUGCUCCUCAUCACGAACAACCUGUGUUUUGCCGCCUUCAAGCUGCCAAUAUCACCGCCUGGGAAGGCCUCGGGAUCGUUGAUGAUGGGAAGGAGAAAGAGAUCCCAUUCGAGGCCUUGUCCUACGAAUGGGGUACCCCAGACUUCACCCAAACCCUGACGGUCAACGGCCUAGAGUAUCCAGUUACCCAGAACUUGUUUUCCGCGCUGCAGCAUCUGCGAGACGACAAUAGACCCCGGUAUCUGUGGGUUGACGCCUUAUGCACCAACCAACACGAUGCAAUUGAAAAAGCGAUACAGGUACGACGGAUGUUUGUCAUAUAUCGCAAGGCAGAGCGGGUCAUCGCUUGGGUGCCUGGCUGGUCUGAAGGAAUGAUUUCCACUCUACGCAGUCUACUGGCGGAGCCCACUUCCGCGGGUCACAUGGAUGGUAGGCGUCAAGAAGAAACCUAUAAGCUUUUGGUUGAUGCAUAUCACCCAUCACUCUUGAGGCGGACUUGGAUUCGUCAAGAGUUCUUCGCUGCCAACGUCAUAAUGUUCCAGUAUGGCAAUCUCAGCCUGUCUUGGGAUCAGUACAGCCAACUAGGUGAUAUAAUUGAAACGGUACGAGCUUCCGAUCCGAUUCCUCGCAAGGAGGAGGAAGAAAUAUGGCAUACAGAUGCGAACAGCUUGCGAUUUCCGGAUGUCGCUGCAGAGAGCCUUGUGCCUCUGAUGCAGGAGCGGUGUGCCGUGAGGCCAGCACGUAUCAACCCUUGGAGCCCGAGUAAUGCCGUUUCACUUCUCGGAGCCUUGGUGCUCUCAUCUCAAUUCCAAGUUACCGAUGAGCGAGAUCUAAUCUACGGGGUUAUCGGUCUCACCAACAUCGCUACUAAGCUUACACUGGAAGAAAGCGACGGAGAGAUACCUAAGCUGCCAGUGGACUACUCUAUAUCGGUUUCGGAGGUCUACCAAAACACUACUAUAUUUUUGAUUCAGUCUGCACGGUCUCUAGCUAUUCUCGACUUUGCCGGAUGGGCAGAUGGGCAGGACAUGCCGCCGUCUUGGGCCCCUGACUGGCGCCGAUUCAAAUCGGAGGUUGCAGAGAGCCGCGUGUCCAGGCAAACGGAUAGCUGGAAAUAUGGCACAAUUGAUCUGAAGCAACUCGACGAGAAGAUGUCUCGUUGGCAGCCGCAGCCAAAACUGUUGAAAGCUCCCGGAGUUCUCAGCACGCGGGGUCUCGUUCUAGCCAAUGUUGGACCAACAGACGUGGACGGGUAUACAUGGAGCCCUUUUGUAUCCCCCAAACUUGUUGAAUCGGUUCUAGCGAAAUUCGCUAGUGUUGACCACUCGUCCCGGCCAGAAAGGCUGCGUGAAUUUACCAGUAUGUUUCCAGAUAUAGGUACCGGCCACCAGAAACGUUUCUUCGACAUGUUUGAGAGCGAGGAAUGGGAGCUACCUCUGAUUGACGGCACUAUCCGUUCGGUUCAGGUAACGGAGUCUGGACUUCAAGUCUUCACGCAACUGCAGGAGGAGAUAUUUGAAGGGUGGUUUGCAGAGUAUACCCGAUACGGACAGCCUUUCCCUGGCUUUCCCGCAGAGCCUUUAUGGCUGCCCACUGUGUCAGUGGCCACGGUACCUCAUAGCACCAUGCAGCGGGACUUGAUCGUCCUCCUAAGCGGUGCGCCUUACCCUUUCGUCAUGAGACCGACAGAUGGAGGGAAAUACCACCUGGUUGGCCGCUCCCUCUAUUCUCUAUGGUUUGACCACAUACCUGCGCGGUCAGCCAUGCCUUGUCGUGUGCCGAUGAGUGACUUCGCGUCGUUCGCAUGGUCUCGCGUGAUCGAGACUCUGAAUUCUUCGUCUCAGUUGGGAGAAUUUGAUAUUAUCUGA